CGAUGCCGACGAGGCCUGGCUGAAAACAUAUUUACGCUGUGGACUCACUGGUUGCCUUUAUAUGUCUGAUAAAGGAUAUAUUUAGGUAACCGCUGAUUUAAAACCAUUACCUCGACGUGGACAAUAAAUGCUUGGCUAUGUGUUUUUAUCGGCUUGAAACGCGGAGGCUUAAAGGACGCAAAUCCGCGGAACAAUGAGUCCUCCAGCUCGUCCCACAGUCUUCUGCUGUUGUCACAGGAAAAUCUGGUUGCAUUCGGCAACAGGGGGUGAACACAUCUGCAAUCCCCCCAGCUGUGAUCUGAGUGUGAGGGAUGGUAUGAUGAUCAAGCAUAAUGAAUAGAUACACCACCAUCAGACAGCUCGGGGAUGGCACCUACGGCUCCGUCAUCCUCGGCCGCAGCCUGGAGUCAGGAGAACUGGUUGCCAUUAAGAAAAUGAAGCGGAAGUUCUACUCUUGGGAGGAAUGCAUGAACCUGCGAGAAGUCAAAUCCCUAAAGAAACUCAACCAUGCUAAUGUGAUCAAACUCAAGGAGGUAAUUCGAGAAAAUGAUCACUUGUACUUCAUAUUUGAGUACAUGAAGGAAAAUUUAUAUCAGCUCAUGAAAGAUAGGACUCGUUUGUUUCCUGAAUCUGCUGUAAGAAAUAUAAUGUUUCAGAUACUGCAGGGAAUGGCCUUCAUUCAUAAACAUGGGUUUUUUCACAGGGACAUGAAACCAGAGAAUCUCCUGUGCAUGGGCCCGGAGCUGGUGAAAAUAGCCGACUUUGGACUCGCCCGCGAGAUCAGAUCUCGACCCCCGUACACAGACUAUGUCUCGACUCGAUGGUACAGAGCUCCAGAGGUGCUCCUCAGAUCUAUAUCCUACAGCUCACCUAUAGACCAGUGGGCGGUUGGCUGCAUCAUGGCUGAGCUUUACACCCUCAGGCCUCUUUUCCCAGGAUCCAGUGAAGUAGACACCAUAUUCAAGAUUUGCCAAGUCUUGGGGACGCCAAAGAAAACUGACUGGCCGGAGGGAUACCAGCUGGCAAGCGCCAUGAACUUCCGUUGGCCACAGUGUGUUCCAAGCAAUCUGAAGACGCUGAUCCCAAAUGCCAGUCCUGAAGCCAUCCAUCUGAUGACGGACCUGCUUCAGUGGGAUCAUAAGAAGAGACCAGCGUCUGCCCAGGCUCUCAGGUACUCCUACUUCCAUGUGGGGCAGGCUUUGGGCACUCCUCAGCAGAUCCUGGAGCAGGGCAGGCCUCAGCCAGGUCUGGUGAAGCUGCAGGGUCCGAUACAGCCACAACAGAUGCUGCAGCAACAGCAGCCUCUGCUGCUGAAGCCGGUGCCCCCCUCCCAGCCCCCACCUCCUCACCAACACUGCUCCCCCUCCAGGCCCCUCCAGCAGAUCCAGCCCUCCCCUGUAUCAGGAACGGCCCAGGCAGCAGCGUACCAGCGCCACUCCGACCUGCUGCGGGAGCAGCAGCAGCCAAAGCACAUCCUAAAGCAGGAACCGACAGAAGGAGCACCACAGCGGCAUCUACCUUACAUUGCCGACAAGAGUCUCCAGAGCAAGCAAACACGGCAGGAGUCAGAAAAUGCAAACCUACUGAGUUACCAGUUGAAACCCAAAGGAGGAGGGCGGCGGCGUUGGGGCCACGGCACAGGACACCUUAAAGGUGAAGACUGGGACGACUAUGAAGAGACGGAUCUGUCCUCCAUAAGUAUUCUGGGAAAACCCAGUUUUUCCACAGAGAAGUCUCGGCAGGGGGAGGACACGCUGAGCAGGUUUGGGAAAGUUCUGGAUUUCAGUCAACCCAGUGGAAAAGAAGAUGCACCUUUAAACCUAAACAGGACAGCAGGUUAUCAGGAGCCGUCAAGAACUGCCUCUGCCAAACAGCAUUACCUGAGGCAGUCGAGAUAUCUACCUGGAAUUAGCACGAAGAAGAAUGUGGCCAUAAAUGCCAGCAAUGAAUUUACUGGAAAUCAUCUUUGGGGUAGCAGUAAUAUUCCCUUUGGAGGAACUCUGCCAAGCAGAGGCGCUCAUGGUACAAAUACUAUUCCAGGUGGAUACAUGCCAUCGUUUUACAAGAAAGAAGGGGGUUCAGCUGGUCACAGAGAGCGCCACAGUGUUUCAGUGGAAACAACAGCAUCUAAUUAUGCAACAUGGCGGUCCGGUCGGAGUCAGAUGAGCCCCUCUGCAAACAUGCCGAUGGCUAACAAGAGCACCCCAGGGCUUCUGCCUCGCCAACCACUGCAGACUGUUCAUGGGCGAACAGACUGGUCUGCCAAAUACGGACACCGCUAGUGGCCUCCCUGGAACUCUGAUCUGUGCCCUAAGAACUCUUUUCACCUCCAAAGAGUAGGCCUAGGUGUUUUACAAUCCAAUCUGUACAUAGGUAUUACACAGCAAUAAAAAAAAAAGUUUUUGUUUCAUAGUGUGUGCUAUGGAUGCUGUGAGUUGUAACAUAUUUGUUUAGGUAAAGUCACUGGCCAAAGUGUGAGUCCAGAUUUGCUCCUCAGUGUUUCACUGUGUCUUUCUGUAAUAUAUCUACUGUUGUGGAGAGGUUGCACCCUCAGUUAUAUCUGAUCAUUAAAUGUUUACAAACAUAUAUAUACAUUGAAUGAUAUGCAUAUUAUAUUACGAAGCCUUCACUGUGUUUUGUUUUUGUCUAAUUAAUUGUUUUGGCUCUGUACAGUAUGUCUUUUUUUAUUUUCAUUGUUCUUCCUUUGUUUGAUUGUAAUUGCCUUGCCUAUCAGCUAUUAUUUGUAUACUGUAUGUUUUCAAGGAACUUUAAGCAAUGCUUUAAUUUCAGUGAAACUUAUAUGCAAGUUGUUGCCACACUGGAUCUGUUUCAGUUCCAGCAGUAAAAUGAAUUUAACAUUGAACUCAUUCUUGAUGAAAAUCUGUCAUUAUUGAAUUGC
Cololabis saira (Pacific saury) is the source of this 2899-nucleotide messenger RNA. Its product is annotated as serine/threonine-protein kinase ICK-like. Gene Ontology annotation, cellular component: nucleus; cilium; cytoplasm. Gene Ontology annotation, biological process: protein phosphorylation; intraciliary transport; intracellular signal transduction. The coding region runs from base 333 to 2282 and encodes 649 amino acids. The transcript has 14 exons. NCBI's taxonomy places the organism in Eukaryota, Metazoa, Chordata, Actinopteri, Beloniformes, Belonidae. Gene Ontology annotation, molecular function: protein serine/threonine kinase activity; ATP binding. The record is from RefSeq and is a predicted model, not a curated record.